Arabidopsis thaliana (thale cress) is the source of this 1480-nucleotide messenger RNA. RefSeq names its product SGNH hydrolase-type esterase superfamily protein. Gene Ontology annotation, molecular function: hydrolase activity, acting on ester bonds. The transcript has 6 exons. Lineage: Eukaryota; Viridiplantae; Streptophyta; Magnoliopsida; Brassicales; Brassicaceae. Gene Ontology annotation, cellular component: extracellular region. The coding region runs from base 254 to 1192 and encodes 312 amino acids. The record is from RefSeq and is marked reviewed.
AUUUUUUUGUUUACCUGAAUUGAUUCUUUGAUUAUUUUAAGAAUUCUUUUUAAGGAAUUUUGGUCCUGAUGUGUUGCUUUUUUUCAGUAGUGCGAUCUGACGACUGUCACAAAGGCAUAAACCCUUUAUGCAUGGACUAAUCAAUUAAAUUAAUUAAAUAGCUUCUCUUAUUUUUCUUAUAAUCUCGAAGUUGGUCGAAGCAAAGCAAAAGCAAAAUUCUCUUGGCCGAGAGAAGAAACAUUGAUCGUCGAUCAUGGUUGGACCAGUAAGACCUCAAAUCGUACUUUUCGGUUCUUCAAUUGUUCAAUAUAGCUUCACUGAUCGUGGUUGGGGUGCCACUCUCGCUGACCUCUACUCUCGCACGGCUGAUAUCAUUCUUCGUGGAUAUGCUGGUUGGAAUUCUAGGUUUGCCUUGAAGGUUCUUCACCAAGUAUUCCCAAAGGAUGCUGUGAUACAACCUUCUUUGGUGAUAGUCUAUUUCGGUGGGAAUGAUUCAACUCAUCCUCAUCCUUCAGGUCAUGGCCCUCAUGUUCCUUUAUCUGAAUUCAUCGAAAACAUGAGGAAGAUUGGUGAACAUCUUUUGAGCCUUUCUGAUAAAACUCGUGUCAUUUUCCUCACUCCGCCACCAAUGAAUGAGAAACAGAUCGAGAUAGUUUUUGGAGAUGCAAUAAAAGGCCGGAGUAACGAGUUGUGCCGUCCAUAUGCAGAAGAGUUGUUAAAUCUAUGCAGAGAGAUCAAUGUGAAAGGUAUCGAUAUUUGGACCGCGAUACAGCAGCAAGAUGAUUGGUUGAACAGCUGCUUCACAGAUGGGAUCCAUUUCACUGCGAAGGCAAGUGAGAUUGUUGUUAAGGAGAUAUUGAAGGUACUGAGAGGAGCGGAUUGGAAACCAAGUCUUUACUGGAAAUCAUUACCGGUUGAAUUUCCAUUUGAUUUUGAUGCUCCAAACUCUAUAAGCCUUCAUGACCUAGAGUUAACCAGAAACAACCAUUUUGAGUCACCGCACCUUGUAAGCCUUUGUGAACAAGAGUUAACCAGAAACGAGCAGCUGGAGCCGCCACACCCUGUAAGCCUUUGUGACCAUGAGUUAACCCGAAACGAGCAGCUGGAGCCGCCACACCCUGUAAGCCUUUGUGACCAUGAGUUAACCCAAAACGAGCAGCUGGAGCCACCACAGCCUACGGCGCGCUUGUAAAACAAGUCGUAGUUAGAGAUUAUGCUUCUACAUUGACAUCUUGAUGGUGUGUAACCAGUUUCACCUUUCAUUUGCAUCUGGAUAUUUGUAUUGCUAAUUUAACAUUUUGUUAGACGUUUUGUUUUGUAUCAUUAGUUUCGCUGGGUCUUUGGAUUAGAAUAUUUUGUUCUCACUUGUGUGCUUCAGAUAUACAAAACAAAAUGCUAGCUCGAAACUCUGUUUUCCUUCUGUCAACAAUGGUUGUGGUUACUCGGCCAUGCCCCAUGUUUUAAAACCUUAAGACUAUCA